Molecule: messenger RNA, 1421 nt
Organism: Euleptes europaea (tarantolino)
Lineage: Eukaryota; Metazoa; Chordata; Lepidosauria; Squamata; Sphaerodactylidae
Product: acyl-CoA (8-3)-desaturase-like
Exons: 12
Coding region: 1-1386 (461 amino acids)
Biological process (GO): lipid metabolic process
Cellular component (GO): membrane
Molecular function (GO): oxidoreductase activity, acting on paired donors, with oxidation of a pair of donors resulting in the reduction of molecular oxygen to two molecules of water
Source: RefSeq, a predicted model, not a curated record
AUGGCUCCUCCGCAGCUGAACGGCGGGCAGGAGGGGCGGCAGGAGGGGCGGCAGGAGGGGGGCGGCGGGAGCACCUUCACCUGGGAGGAGGUGGGGCUGCGCACGGGCCGGGUCCGGCCCCACCGGGAGCGCUGGCUGGUGAUCGACAGGAAGGUCUACGACGUCAGCCGCUUCCACGAGCGGCACCCGGGGGGCUCCCGCGUGAUCCGCCACUACGCCGGGCAGGACGCCACGGAUGCAUUCACGGCAUUCCACCUUGAUAAAAAUCAAGUGAGCAAGUACUUGAAGCCAUUGCUGAUUGGGGAGCUGGCACCAGAUCAACCUAACUCUGAGCCCAACAAAAAUCAACUGAUAGUAGAGGACUUCCGGAAGCUGCGAUCCACUGUUGAGGAGAUGGGACUCCUGAAGCCCAACUGUCUCUUCUUCUUUCUGACUUUCCUCCAUAUUGUGCUACUGGAUAUUGGUGCCUGGUUGACCAUCUGGUACUUUGGAUCAUCUUUAGUACCAUUUCUCAUAAGUGUUACAUUAUUUGCUACUGCUCAGUGCCAAAUGAACUGGCUGCAGCAUGACUUAGGACACCUUUCUGUCUUUAGCAAAUCAAAAUGGAAUCACAUGCUACAUGCAGUCUUAAUGUGCAUGAUGAAAGGAUUGGCAGCAAAGUGGUGGAAUAACCUGCAUUUCCAGCACCAUGCCAAGCCCAACUGCUUUCGUAAAGACCCCGAUCUCAACAUGCACCCCAUUUUGUUUGCUCUGGGGAAGAAACUAGCUGCAGAGCUUGGGAUGCAGAAAAAGAAGUUCAUGCCUUACAACCAUCAACACAAGUACUUCCUCCUUUCAGGUCCAGGUGUGCUGCUUCCCUUCUUUCAGAUAUCUGUAUUCUACUUCUCAAUCAAGCGAAAAGAAUGGCUGGAGCUGGCCUUGUUGAUAAGCUUCUACAUCCGAAUUGGUCUCAUGUAUAUACCCCUUAUGGGAUUUAAGUAUUUCAUUGCAUACUACUGGCUGUUCAGGUUUGGUGAGAUCUGCUGUUUUACCUGGGUGUCACAAAUGAAUCACAUCCCAAUGCACAUUGACUAUGAUGAAAAUACAGACUGGGUGUCUACACAGCUCCAAGCAACCUGCAACGUGGAUCAGUCCUUUUUCAAUGACUGGUUUACUGGCCAUCUGAACUUCCAGAUUGAACAUCACCUUUUCCCCACAAUGCCUCGACACAACUUCUGGAAAGUGGCCCCUCUGGUGAAAUCCCUCUGUGCCAAGCAUUGCAUUGCCUACCAAUGCAAGCCACUGCUGACUGCCUUUGGAGACAUUUUGCGCUCUCUGAAGGACUCCGGACAAACCUGGUAUGAUGCAUAUAUGCAUGAAAAAGAAGGAGAAACUCUUGAAAACUGAUUCCAUCAUUAGCCAUGAAAAUAUAUCACAGACUG